Molecule: messenger RNA, 1803 nt
Organism: Bombus pascuorum
Lineage: Eukaryota; Metazoa; Arthropoda; Insecta; Hymenoptera; Apidae
Product: leucine-rich repeat-containing protein 28-like
Exons: 7
Coding region: 503-1726 (407 amino acids)
Molecular function (GO): protein binding
Source: RefSeq, a predicted model, not a curated record
UGGCUAUAUUUCAUCGUGCCAUGGUUAAAUCAAUUAAUUUAACCUAUAUAUAAGUGAUAUAUAGUGACAAUAAAUAAUGUUCAAUAUAUAUUGAUUAUCAUGGUGUGUACAAGCUAUCGGUAAGAUUCACGAUUGACAAUAAAUAAACGUAAACACUUCUUCAUAUGCAAAAUAAUUAUAAAAAUAUGUUUUACAUUUAGUAUUUGCCUUCAAUAUGAACACAUAUAUAUAUUAUUCGCAAAAUUUUACACAAUAUGCUGAGUCCAAAUUUUUUAAUAAUAUAUUUCAUAAAAUAUAAUUAAACAAAAUGUAUAAUCAGAUAUAAUACAAAAACGUAUUGUUAUUUACCUAGUGUCCACUUUCUUUCACCAUUAUUAACAAAACACAGGCCAAAGUUAUUUUGAGCAUACAUGCCUUGAAGGUUGGUUGCCAACCUCAGAAAUUCAGAAUCUACUUCUUCAAUUUUAUGUAUGAAAACAAUUUUGAUUAAACUUAUUUAAAAAUGGACUCAGAUUCUACAGAAAUGGUGAAAGAAAUCAAAAAUAAGGUAAUAUUACAUUGGAAUUGUCGAGGUCUUGUGGAAUUUCCUGAAGCGAUAAGGGUCUAUGGGGGCCAUAUUCAAGAAAUAUAUUUGAAAUGGAAUAAACUUACUACCUUACCUCCAUGGAUUAUAGAACUCUUUAAUGUUACUAAUUUAUAUAUCUAUGGAAACUUAAUCAAAGAAGUACCUCCAGAACUUUGUCAAAUGACUCAAUUAACAGUUCUUGAUUUAAGUGCUAAUAAAUUAGAGCAAAUAUCUCCUUCUAUAGGAAACUUAGUUAGCCUAAAAUCUUUGUUAUUAAAUGAUAAUUCUAUUAACAAAUUACCAUUUGAAAUGAAUCAAAUGCAUAACUUAGAAAUUUUGUCUAUUUCUGGAAAUAAAUUUGUUGCAUUACCAGAAUGGAUUGGUUCCUUACCUAAAUUAAAAGAAUUAAGUGCUGAUAAUAAUUGUUUGAAAGAACUUCCAAAUAGAUUGACUCUAUCUCCACAACUAUCAAUAAUUUCAGUAUGCUCCAACAGGCUAAGAUAUUUACCAUUAAAUGGAUUUGUAUCAUCCCCUUGCAUUAGAUUUGAUGCAAAUAUAUAUUUGAAUUAUUUGUCUUAUCCACUUCUUCAUCAGUUAACAUCUCAAAUUCAAGAUUCAUAUAUUCAAAGUCACAGAAAUAUCUUGGGCCAUAGAUGUUUUACAACCCAUUGUGAGAACAAUACAUUAUAUACAAAUAUAAAAUUAAAGAUAAAAAUAGAUGCUUUACAUGAAAAAGAUACUGAUCUCAUGAUUGAUUUACCACGCCAGCUUUUAAAAGUUCAUAAUAUACAUGAAAAUAAAGUUAUCUCUUUAUGGGAGUUAGCUUUAAGAAAAGUUUAUACUGAAAGAUAUAAACAUACACUUGAUAUUUCUGUAUCGCCUAUAAGCAUAAAUGUUCAAUAUGAACCAAUUGCAAUAAAAAAUUAUCAGAAACUUGAUUUUAAUGUUUCGUGUAAUUUGCUAAUGAAUGGUCCAACUAGUAUUUGUGUGAAUUUUCAAUGUCAACAACCAAUAUUUACAGAAGCUUGGAUUAUCGUUGGUGUUAGCCAUUACACAGAGUCUAUAACAACAGUUGCAUUGUGUUGUUGUAAAAGAUGUGCAGCUGAAUUUUCUAAACAUUCCAAUAUGACCAUCAGGCAUACUUGGCAUUGUAUAAAUUAAUGAUAUUUUAUUAAAUAAUUCUGUAAAUAAAUUGCGUUAAAAAAAUAAAAGUUUAAUGUUUUAAAUCAGAGUAAAAA